CACGACACGUGCUGAGAGCUUAUUGGUCCGUGCAUCCCAUGGACUGCGGAUCCCGAACCAGUUGCUCCUUACCUGUCCUCACCUGUCCUCACCUCUCCGGAUGCCGGACGGCCAUCAGCGGUCCGCUUACGACCCGCCCGAGACACAAACAUGCUGUUUAGUCAAACUUCUUAUACCUGCUUCAUCUCUUCUUUUGCCUUCAAAGCACUUCCCCUCCCCAACCUUGUAGCUUCUUCCCUUUCCCCCCCUUCCCCUCCCGUGCUGACCACGGACAGUAGAUGGAUGUAGUUGGCAUCAUCGUUUCCCCCCUCUCCUCUUCACCACUCCCCGACUUCCUCGCCAAGCAUCUGUUUCUUCAUCCUGUUGUGAAGAAACUGUUAGCAACAGCUGCCCCACCUCCCGGCUGUCUAUAAAGUCUUCUACAGUUUGGGGGCGUGCGGCAAACAACCUUCGACUUCCCGGACAGUUUGUAAGUUUGGGUUCCAUUCCCUAGAGCAGACGCUUCUUCAUACAAGCAACAAGAUGACUGGGUCCUUGUCUUGUCAGAAGGCUGGAGAAAUGCUCGGUCCUGGUGCGCACUGCUCACUCUCGUCACGGUCUUCGCCGGCGUGAGAGGUCACAACUGGAUGGGUGGCGGGUGGAGAUACCCGCUAUUGAGCACUGGAGACAGUAGCGAGGAGAUGUCUGUCUUGCACUCUCCUGGCUACAGCAGCUACGCACGUGCUGGGUACAACACUGGCUACAACAAUGGUUACAACACGAGACAUAACCACAAUUAUCCUGGCCAGCCUUCCAUCUCAGGCUACAACCCAGGUUACGGAAGACACUCGUGGUACGGGUACAGCAACCACCCUGUCGGUAUAGGGUGGGGUCAGCAAAACAGCGGCGGGAGCGCAAUGUCUAGGACAACGUGGGGUCACGGUCUGGGGUCAAAAAGCGGCGAUUCCAGUGCACAAGGAGGGGCUAGCGCAGGAAGAUUUGCUGGAGGGGAUUCCAGCAGCGAAGAUGACACCACUUCCUUUCUGGGCGGCCUGCUGGCCGGUUUAGGCGGGGGUGGCUCGUCCAACAAAGAGCGCUACCCGUUGACUUCUGAAAUAUUGGCAAGAGCGGGUGGGGGCAAUGACGGGUCACAGAGUGCUGAUGUCAGUCUCGCCGGCAGUGACGAUGAAGGGGACGUGAGUGAUGAUGUCGCAGAGGUGGUCGUGGGCGGCAGGCAGGCUGAGGACAGAGGUGACUCCAACAGCUCCGAGGGAGACGAUGUCGGCGAUAAUGACAGCAGUGACAGAUCAGGCCUCCACGUCGCUAGCUACCCGACAAUCAAUUGCCAGGCAGCCAUGGAUGUAGCUGUGCUGGUAGAUUUAUCCCAGAGGGCGUCGGCGCCGGAUGUGACGCAAGUGCGGACCUCCCUGGGGGACCUGGUGGACAACCUGCACGUGCAGAGCGGAGGUCGGCACAUGGCGGUCAUGACCUACGGCUCGCAGGUGCGCCUGACGUCAGCUUUGAGCGGCAACGCUGGACAGCUCAAGACCGACAUAGCGCGACUGACGCCGGCAGGUGGCGCCGCUGACAUGGCACUGGCUCUACAGAGCAUGCGCGAUUUGCUGACGUCACAGGGCCGCCCUAGCGUAUCCAAAGCCUGUGUCCUCAUCACUGACGAGCGGGCGACCAGCAGCCAGAUGGCGGCCCGACAGGCGGCGCUGGCACGCAUGGCUGGCAUACAGAUGCUGGUGGUGGCCGUGGGGCAGGACCUCGGAUGUUGGUGACCUUAGGCAGGUGGCGGACGACGAUGAUUAUCACCUGCUGUUUGCGGAAGGCUACCUGGACUUAGGUUGGCCUCACGAGUCUCAUCUCAAGCACUUGUGCUCAGCUUUGAGGACUUCCGGUAGGCCAGCAACGUCAGCAACAAAGACACUCACAAGGAUCCCCCAACUAACGUCUAAACAGACCGUUAGGCCAACUACCCUGAUGCCCUCCUCGAGACCUGUCUCUCAAAACCCG
Pomacea canaliculata is the source of this 1998-nucleotide messenger RNA. RefSeq lists its product as uncharacterized. NCBI's taxonomy places the organism in Eukaryota, Metazoa, Mollusca, Gastropoda, Architaenioglossa, Ampullariidae. The transcript is spliced from 6 exons. The coding region runs from base 627 to 1763 and encodes 378 amino acids. The record is from RefSeq and is a predicted model, not a curated record.